AGCCAGCACAUCAAAGGCCCGAGCAGAAUUUGCUACAGUGAAUGAGCUUUGUUUCGACCUGGUGCUCUGGAGGCAAGCCGAUUGCUCGCAUGUGCCCCAGAGAGAUUGGCUCAAACUUGCUCGGAUCCCGAGUUGUGAGCAUUGAAUGAGCCUGCGCGAUCAAUGAACAAAUGCGGGACCCAUCGCUAGUUUCUCGUCACCAGCAUCAUAGUAUUUGUAAGCUACUCAGGAUCCGCGCAACGCAGGUGCCGCAACGACGCCAAAGCACUUGGGGACUGCCUCCAUUGCCUUUUUUUGUGCCCAGCUACAUCACCCGGAGAGACGAACCGACGUGGCGAGGCUCUCGUGCGCAGCCCAGCGAUGAGAUGGUCAGCUACCUUAGGUACGCAACAAGUAUGACGAUGAUGCCUCGAUUCUCGGCUUUUGUUUGGCCAACCAGCCUCGAGGUCCCACCAGCGACAACAAUCUCGCCUCCAGACUCGUUGAGAAUCUCUGCAAAUGUAUCGCAUAUCAGACCAUUUACUGUCAGAAUAACCUUGAGCAAUUCAUCAGCCACACAACUUCACCAACGAUAACACAUGGAUUCGCGUUGUCGGCUUUGGCUUGGCCGUUCCUACGUGCUCUAUAUUGAA
Molecule: messenger RNA, 632 nt
Organism: Microdochium trichocladiopsis
Lineage: Eukaryota; Fungi; Ascomycota; Sordariomycetes; Xylariales; Microdochiaceae
Exons: 1
Coding region: 171-575 (134 amino acids)
Source: RefSeq, a predicted model, not a curated record